UGUGCCAGGCCAGGCCAGGCGAGGCUUUUUGUGUAUGGCCAGCGGGACAUACACAUUAACUUGGAGUGCGCGUUACCGUUACGACACGUCGAGCGGAGCAGCAUAAUAACGGCACUUUGCGGUCGAAUAUACGUCGGUCCACACACACGUUCGACACACACACACACACACACAGGAAGCCGCCUGACCAACUGACAAAAAGGGGAAGGGGGACAAAACAAAACAAAAUAAAUAUAAAAAAAAGUAAAUAGUAAAAAUACAAACAAAAACAAAACUUGGACAAAUGCGCUUGUUGCUUGCCAACUGGCAGUAGGCGUGGCAGCGCCUCUUUUGCGCACACGUGUGUGUGUCUGUUGCAUAAAUUGUUGUGCGGAAAUUAUUGAAAUUUUACUUUUUGGCGAAACUCGCGGCGAGAAAGUGGCCCGCCGACAAUGCCAAAGGGACGCGUUGCGGCCACCGUCGGUGUUCUGUGCCACGCCUCCUUCUGACUGACAAAUUUCCUUGCAUAUCCGCUGCAACAACAACAACAACAACAACAGCAACAACAACUUGCCACAAAACUAAACAAACACAAUUUGCGUUUCGCGUCGCCGCAAGCCCAGCCCGCCCCCUCACCUUGCGGCCAGCGCCAAGCCAAGCUUGUUCUCCGUCGCCAUUUUGGACAAUAAUUUCACUUCCGGUUUGCACAAAUACAACGGUAAAUGGUAUUCAAAAAAAAAACAUUGCACAAAAUGCCGACAAGUGACGCGUGAAGUUUUAUCGUAUUUCAAGAAUAUUAGUUAGUCAAAGUGCAUUAAUUAAUUAAUUAACUGAAUUAAUUGGAGCCUGAGAUUUUUGGAUAAAGCACAAAAACAGAAACCAGCAUAAUCCUGAGAGUCAAGUGGAAUCCAUUGCUUAACCAACACGUAGCCGUUGACGGUUCGGAGGGACGCGCCAUGUACGAGAACUCGUGUUCGUAUCAAACGGCGCUGGACUUGAAGCGCGUGUCGCCGCCGACGCUGGCCCAGGUGAAAACGGAGGACUGUUUGACGUUGGGCCAAUGCUCGCCGGACUGGACCUCGUAUCGGUUCCAUCAGUCGACCUUCGAGCAGCUGAAGCAGAGCGUCGAGAAGGCCAAGGCGGCGCUGCAGGAUCGCAGCAGUUUCUUUGGUGCCAGCAGCGCCUUCAGCGACAUCUACUCCAGCCAGCGGCUGACCGAUACGCUGGACACACUGCCCGCCAUGCAGAAUGGAACUGGCGCCGGCAAUUGUCUCGGCCUCACGCACAACGCAGGCGCCGGCGUCGGCGUCGGUGUGGGCGUGGGCGUCGGAGUGGGCGUGGGCGUGCUCAACUAUAACACGGUGAGCAGCAGCAGCGCCGGCGUCCUGGGCAGCAGCAGCGUGCAGCGGCAUCGCCUGGACACACUGCAGCCUCCAUCGGGCUGCUCGCCCGCCGGCACACAGCACGGCGUCAUCACGUCCAGCGCGGGACAUGUGCCGGCUGCCACCUUGGAUGCGGUCAGCUCGCCCUCGGUGCUGCCGUCGCUAUCAGCGUCCACCACCUCGCAUGUGGAGCACAAAGUUCGAACAGAGAAAUCGACGCUGGAUUGCGCCACAACGUCCUCGCAUGCCGCCGUCGCCUCGUCCUCCACGGCAGCCGCAUCGGCGUCCAGCAGCGAGCUGGGCAGGCACAGCGUCGGCAAAAGCAACGCCAGCAGCAGCAACGGCCACAACAAUGCCAGCAAUUCACUCUAUUCCUCGUACAAAUCGUCGUGGGGCUCGCAUAGCUCCACACAAUCGCAAGGCUACAGCUCGAAUGCGUUGAGUAUUAAACAUGAUCCGCACACACAACUACGGCAACCUGAUCCAUAUCAAAUGUUCGGACCCACCAGCAGCAGGCUGGCCAGCUCAGGCUCGGGACAGAUACAAUUAUGGCAGUUCCUGCUCGAGCUGCUGUCGGACUCCAACAAUGCCAGCUGCAUUACCUGGGAGGGCACCAACGGCGAGUUCAAGCUAACCGAUCCCGAUGAGGUCGCCCGACGCUGGGGCGAGCGCAAAUCCAAGCCCAACAUGAACUACGACAAGCUGAGUCGCGCCUUAAGAUAUUAUUAUGACAAGAACAUCAUGACCAAGGUGCAUGGCAAGCGCUAUGCGUACAAAUUUGAUUUCCAGGGUUUGGCGGCGGCCACACAGCCGGCGGCCAGCGAUCCCACCUACAAGUAUCAGAGCGAUCUGUUCAUGACGCCAUAUCAUCACAGCGCCAAGCUCAGCUCGUUUAUGAGUCCGCAUCAUGGCAUGACCUCGUCCUCAGCCUCCAUAUUUCCGACGGCCGCCUCGUGGGGCAACUGGGGCAGUCCGGCGACAAAUCUGUAUCAGCCGCACUCGAUGAGCCAUGUGACGCCCUCGCAUGUGGCGCCGCAUCUCAGCUCCUAUCCGCACUACGCAUGACCAUCAUAAUAUGAGAGCAAUGCCGGCGCUGGCGGCGCCAGCAGCGCGGUUAGCGUUGGCGUCGCCGGCGGCGCUGGCAUUAUGAGCGGCUUUGGCAGCGGCGGCGGCACCACCAGCACCACCAGCAGCGGCGGCAGCAACAACACCACCAGCAGCAGCAGCAACAACAACAACACCACCGCCAACAACAACAACAACAACAGCAGCGGCGGCGGCGGCGGCAAUCUGAAUGCCGGACAGUCGCAUCUGGAGUCCAGUCUGGGCCAGAAUCUGAAUGCGGCGCCGGCACAUGCCAGCGCUGGCUUUGGUCUCGGCGUUCACGGCAUGAGCAUGGGCGUCGGCGUCGGCGUGGGCGUCGGUGUGGGCGUGGGCGGCAGCAAUUCGACGCUCAAUUCGCUGGUCGUGGGCAAUCGGCUGAUGAACAGCAGCCUGCCGACGCUGCUCAAAUGAUGCCACCUGGAGAAGUUCGGUCUGAGUCUGGGCGCCGGUCCGCCACCGCCAGCGGCCACGCCCGCCGACGCAGCGCCGGACGGCAGCAGCAGCGGCGGCGGUCACGCAUAUCCCGGCAGCUAUGGCGCCGGCAGCGAGCGCACACUGUACGACUAUCUGGACAUGAAGGGCGAGCAGGCGACGUUUUUAUUGUAAGUGCAACCAAAACCACCAGAAAAAAAAAGUAACAAGAAAACCAAUAGAAAAAAAAGAAAAACCAAAACCAGAAAACAGCGGAUUUUACUCAUAGCCAAUAGCUCAAGAACCAGUCAAAAGCUGCUGAUCGAGAAUAUAUAUCUAUAUAUAGACGAAUGUUUAUCCUGACUGAUCAACAGAUGUUUACUGUAGUUACCUUUUGUGAUUCCACCCGCAAGUGUGGAAAAAUAGUGGAAAAAGUUGCGUGAAACUUUUUUGUUUGCCAAUCGAUCAAUCUCAAACUAAGUUACAAAAGUUCUUUGUUCAAAUUCAUUUGAGUAGCUUUUGCACACUUUUCGCCAAAUCCACCUUCCUUGGUGGAAAUGGGCAUCAAAAAUGUUGUGCUAGAAGUUUUUCGGCUCAAACUCAUUUCCCAGACUUCUUAUGAAGCUAUUCAAGAGCAAAAUGAAACUUAACUCGAUAAACUCCCAUAAAUAUCAAUAAAGUUAGAAAUUAAGACGUCGAAUUGCAGGUAAAACGGGUGGAUUUAAACUUAGACCGAAGAAAGCCGAACAAUGACAGUUCGUAUAUUUAUAUAUGUAUAUAAAUAAGUAUACAUUUUAUACGUUUAAUCAUUGAUGCUUUUAUUCGGCAUUCUGCUUAUUAAGUAACCCAUUUCGACUAUGGUGGCAAUGUUGUUGUUUUGUUAUACGGAACACUCCAUCUGUCGCUGCAAGUGCCGUAGAGAUUGCACUUGCGGCUGCAGCACUUGUUGUCAUAAAUGCAAGCCUUGCCAUUCGGCGUGCACCCAUCGAUAUUUCCGCACACUAGAGCGAGGCCCAUGGAGACACUCAGCACCAAAAAUAUCCACCUCAUCUUGUCGGCUCAGCCUUCGGUUUGGAAA
Messenger RNA from Drosophila montana, 3954 nucleotides. It is a transcript of the gene Ets65A, whose product is annotated as DNA-binding protein D-ETS-3. Gene Ontology annotation, molecular function: sequence-specific DNA binding; DNA-binding transcription factor activity, RNA polymerase II-specific. The record is from RefSeq and is a predicted model, not a curated record. Gene Ontology annotation, biological process: cell differentiation; regulation of transcription by RNA polymerase II. Gene Ontology annotation, cellular component: nucleus. The transcript has 10 exons. Lineage: Eukaryota; Metazoa; Arthropoda; Insecta; Diptera; Drosophilidae.